GUCCCGUUCAUAGAGCCAUCUUUAAAUGCCCUCGCGACUUGUGCUGUGAGCAGCGUGGAUGCCCCAAGUUUUGAAGAGUCUCGUGCAAGUUCGAGGCAUACGCAUUCUUUUGUGUUCGCAGCCCUCCCCCCCCCUCACCAAGCAACUAUGGCGACGAAAACAUCCAGACAGCUUCAGACGCUCGCAGAAAACGCCCGCAAACAGGGAACACAAGACCCUGUAUCCCAAAAGCGGCCAGCCGAGAAAUCCCCAGAAAAGGCCUUGUCGCGGAAACGUGUCGUUCUGGGCGACAUCAACCUCAACCACAAAGCAUUAGAGGCCGCAGCAGCCAAGAAAGGCGGCGGCCUCAUUAAGCCGGGGCCCAAGAAGACAGUGCUUAGGGCACGGAAUGCCGCAGCAGCAGCUGCUGCUGCAAAUGCUGUGCGUAAGGUCGUAGUCAAAGGUACCACUGCCACUGUGGUAGCUACCAAGCCCCCGCCAGAAAAAACUGCUACAAGUUCCAAAGAACCGCAGACGUCCGUUGCCUUGCCCACUGUUUCGGAAGCACAGCAACGCCCUGAGCUGCCAGAAGGUGUUGUAGACUUCGACCUUGAUUCUCAAGACGAGCUUUUCUCGGAGUCCACGUAUGCGGCCGACAUCUUCAACUACUACAAGGAACGCGAGGAAUCAUUCCGGAUAUCCAAGUACCUCGAUCGGCAGGAGGAGCUCUCGGUGGGCAUGCGGUCAGUACUUGUUGACUGGAUGGUGGAGGUGCAGGAGAACUUUGAGCUCAACCAUGAGACUCUCUACCUGGCGGUCAAGUGUGUUGACCGCUACCUGUCCCUAGAGCCCUGCUCCAAGGCCCGGCUACAACUGCUGGGAGCCACUGCCCUGUUCGUGUCUGCAAAGUUUGACGAGCGUUGCCCACCGUCUGUCAGGGACUUCCUUUACAUCUGUGACGAUGCCUACAGCCAUGAAGAACUCAUUUCCAUGGAGACCCACUUGCUAAAAGUAUUAGACUUCGAGCUGGGAAUGCCGUUGUCCUACCGGUUCUUGCGGCGGUAUUCGCGCUGUGCAAGGUUGCCCAUGGAUGUCCUGACACUGGCGCGCUACGUGCUCGAAAGCUCUCUGCUCGACUACAACUUGGUGGAGCAGAGGGAGUCUAAAAUGGCCGCUGCAGCUUUGCUGCAGGCCUUGCUCAUGAAGGGCGACACCUGGAAUCCAACGCUGCAAUACUACUCUGGCUACAAGGCUGAAGAACUGACAAACUUGCAGCAGCAUCUCAACCUGUUCCUGCACCAGCAGCAAAAGGGCAACCUCGAAGCCAUCCGCUCCAAAUACUCGCACAAGGUGUUUCACGAGGUAGCACUUACCCCUUUGCUACCAGUCGCGACAAAGAUGAGCUAGGCAUCUAGGCGCCUUGCCAAAGUGUCCUUGUCGUGCAACUUGCCAAACCAGCCUUUUGUGCAAAAGACUGGAGACAUUUGGAGAGAAUCCGCCAAGCGCGCACACGCAUUGCUCAUUGUGCUCUAAGACCCAUGUACAUAGUCAUCCAAUGCCGCAUUUUUUUUAGUGCUUUUAUCCCAAGACUGCCCUGUUGCCAAUCUGCAAUUUUUAAAUAAACCCAAAUGUGUACAGCCAACAAA
Rhipicephalus microplus (southern cattle tick) is the source of this 1625-nucleotide messenger RNA. It is a transcript of the gene CycB3, whose product is annotated as cyclin B3. The record is from RefSeq and is a predicted model, not a curated record. Gene Ontology annotation, molecular function: cyclin-dependent protein serine/threonine kinase regulator activity. NCBI's taxonomy places the organism in Eukaryota, Metazoa, Arthropoda, Arachnida, Ixodida, Ixodidae. Gene Ontology annotation, biological process: mitotic cell cycle phase transition.